Molecule: messenger RNA, 1244 nt
Organism: Branchiostoma floridae (Florida lancelet)
Lineage: Eukaryota; Metazoa; Chordata; Leptocardii; Amphioxiformes; Branchiostomatidae
Exons: 1
Source: RefSeq, a predicted model, not a curated record
AACCAGAGAAAUCCCUACUGUCUAAAGGCCUAAAUUUUGCAGUAGCCCCUAACAAGAUCCCCAGCAUCGACAUUGUCACAGAAACUGAGUCAGCAAUCCACCGGGCCCGUUUGCCACAGAGACAGGCUGAAGCCUUACGCGCCAAAGUAGCUACCACCUUGAAAGUUUCGAAACCCCCUCCCAGCAACAUCACUCGGGAAGAACAAAUUGCUCUCAAAGAUUUGGCCACCAAUCAAGACAUAGUAAUUCUGCCGGCAGACAAGGGGAGAUGCACAGUAGUCUUAGACAGGGAACAGUACGACAGAAAGGUACAAGAUCUAUUAGGGGACAAAAACACCUACGCGCCUUUGAAGAAGGACCCCACCUCCCAGUUUAAAGGGAAAAUCAUCACGGCUCUCAAGGAAUUGGAAGACAAGGAAAAAAAGAUUGACCGUGCCACCUAUCUAAAACUCUACCCCACUGCGGAACAACCCCCAACCUUCUACGGCCUUCCCAAAAUCCACAAACAGGAUGUCCCCCUACGCCCCAUUGUGUCCAGCAUAGGUUCUGUCACGUACGAGUUAUCAAAAUUUCUAGCUAAGAUCCUGGGACCUUUAGUGGGGAAGUCUCAACAUCACGUUCAGAAUAGUGCAGACUUCGUUGACAAAAUCAAAGAUCUCCGGGUAGAAGAAGAUGAAAUCAUCACUUCUUACGAUGUCUGUUCGCUUUUCACUUGCAUACCCCCUAAGGACGCAGUCUCGGUAGUCAAGGAAGCCCUGGAGGCUGACAACACACUAACAGACAGAACCAAGCUAUCUCCAGACCAACUGUGCAAACUGCUAGACCUUUGCCUAGGGUGUACGUAUUUCUCUUUCAAAGGACAGUUCUACCAACAACUGCACGGCUGUGCUAUGGGAUCACCAGUGUCACCCAUUGUUGUAAACCUCUACAUGGAAAAGUUUGAAGUGAAGGCUAUCAGUACUUUCAAGGACACUCCCCCACUCAACUGGUUCCGCUAUGUAGAUGACACUUAUUGCAAGCUAAAACAGAGAGUAGCUGAUGAGUUCUUUGACCACAUCAACCAAGUAGAUAAGAACAUCAAGUUCACACAGGAGUCAAGUCAUGACAACAUGCUCCCCUUCCUAGAUACCAAAACUAUCAUAGAGAAGGACGGCAGCCUUCAGUUCGAAGUGUACAGGAAACCGACGCACACUGACCAAUAUCUGGCCUUUGACUCUCACCACCCUUUGGAACACAAACUGGCA